AGUAAAUCAUUUAGUUCAACUUACGUCGCUGCCACAAAUAGUUCUAGACAUAAUUAAAAUAAUUUCAAAGAAACAAGAAUGGCUGCAGAUAUGAAAAUAAAAUAUCCAGAAGACAAACGAAAUGUGGACAAAGACCAAGCAGCGGAUGAAACAAAAAACAACAAAGCUGUACAAGCAAACACAGUACAAGCUGAUGAAGUGGAUUUUGAUGAUUUGCUAUCUUCUGCCGGGGAAUUCGGGAAGUACCAAAUCCUUCUAUUCUUUUCAACGUUCCCGUUUUACGUGUUCGGAGUAUUUGUCUACUACUCGCAACUGUUCAUGACGGAGGUAUCACCGAACCAUUGGUGCUGGAUUCCUGAACUAGAAAAUCUUACUGACAUCGAAAGAAGAUCUCUGGCUAUCCCACAAGAUGGCAGCACAAGGUUUGGAUAUUCUCAAUGCAAAGCAUACGCGGCCAACUGGAGCGAAGUAAUCAUGUAUGGAUUGAAACCAAACGAGUCCUGGAAAACGGUGCCAUGUCAACAAGGAUGGGAAUUCAACAAGAGUGAGAUACCAUACCCUACUAUAUCAAGUGAGUUGGGAUGGGUGUGCGACAAGGACAGCUAUCAAGCAACUGCGCAGACGUUCUUCUUCGUGGGAUCAAUUCUUGGAGGAUUCGUAAUAGGAUGGGUCUCGGAUCGCUUCGGAAGAUUACCAGCAGCUGUGAUUAGUAACAUAGUUGGAUGUAUCGGAGGUGUUCUCAGUACUUUUACUACGAAUCUCACUGAAUUUGCUGUGUGCAGAUUUGUUAUGGGCAUGGCUUAUGACAAUUGUAUGAUGAUGGCUUAUCUUAUUGCCUUAGAAUACGUGGCGCCAAAGUAUAGAACUAUAAUGUCGAACAUGUCAUUUGCUCUCUUUUAUGCGUUCGCUGUCACGACCUUACCGUGGUUGGUGCUUGCAUGCGGACAUUGGAAAACUGUCUCUCUAGUCACAAGCUUGCCUUUAGCUUCAGCAGUAUUGGCUCUAUUCUUCUUGCCAGAAAGCCCCAGAUGGUUAUUAGCUAGAGGGCGGAUAGAUGAAACUAUACAAAAACUUUUGACGAUCGGACGAGUCAAUAAGAAAGAUAUUCCGUCAAAGUUGGUUGAAAAAUUUAGACUCUCAGCGAGCAAUAGAAAGCAGGAAGAGACGGCUAGUAGUUUAGAGCUACUGAAGAGGCCAACGCUGAGAAGGAUUUUUAUAUGUAUGUGUAUAGAAUACAUGUGUUGCACUAUGGUGUUUGACGGACUAGUAAGAAGCCUUGGGCAGUUGGAUUUCGACUUCUUCGUGUCAUUCUCCGUGGUGUCUUUCACUGAGUUCCCAUCAAUGCUCGUCACGGCAUUCAUCAUGGAUUGGAUGGGAAGAAGAUGGUUGACGGCCAUUGUGAUGACAAUUAGCUGUAUAUUUUCUGUACUGACAGUCUUUAUGAGCGGUAUUACCUCUGUGAUAUUCGCAGUCAUAGCGAGGUUUUGUGUGAACAUGGCGUACAGUUGUGCUAUGCAGUGGGCUGUGGAAAUGUUGCCUACGUCUGUGAGAGGAUCUGGAGCUUCUAUAGUGCACAUCUGCGGGUAUGUGGCUACUGCUUUAACUCCUUAUGUCAUUUAUUUGGAGACAUACAUCCACUGGCUACCGUUAGUGGUCGUUGGAGCGAUCGCAGGGUUGGGUGCAAUAAUUGCUUUCACGUUACCUGAAACUGCGAAGAAGGAUAUGCCUCAAACGUUCGAAGAAGCUGAAGAUUUGGCUACGUCACAGAAGUUUUGGGAGUUUCCUUGUCUAAAAAAGCCUCCUCAGACUGAAGGUCAAACCAACGACAGCUUUGAAAUAUAAUUCUAUUGAAUCGUAAA
Ostrinia nubilalis (European corn borer) is the source of this 1859-nucleotide messenger RNA. RefSeq names its product carcinine transporter-like. Gene Ontology annotation, biological process: transmembrane transport. Gene Ontology annotation, cellular component: membrane. The record is from RefSeq and is a predicted model, not a curated record. Lineage: Eukaryota; Metazoa; Arthropoda; Insecta; Lepidoptera; Crambidae. Gene Ontology annotation, molecular function: transmembrane transporter activity. The coding region runs from base 79 to 1842 and encodes 587 amino acids. The transcript has a single exon.